Messenger RNA from Symbiodinium necroappetens, 780 nucleotides. The record is from the annotation of a GenBank genome assembly. NCBI's taxonomy places the organism in Eukaryota, Dinophyceae, Suessiales, Symbiodiniaceae.
GAUGAUGGCGACACUCAAAGGAAGGCUUCCGACCGACCGAUGGUGCUGUCGGCGGCGCUGGCAGUCUCUCCGGGCGAAGCCGCCAGGCUCCAUCUGAUGCUGGAUGAGGUUGUGGCCCAACGAUUCUUCGGCACGGACCUGCGGCCAUGGUGGACGCAGCACUUCAAGAACGCGACACUGGCUUUGGCUGCGGCUGAGGAGCAAGCAGAGCUUCGAAGAAGCCGGGCACAGGACUCAGACCAGAAGCUCAUGGCUGAGUUGCGGAGCCGGGGAGGUGAGAAGUACGUGCAGUUGGGAUCCCUGGUAUACCGCCAGGUCACCGGCGCCACGUCGACGGCGUGGAACCACAAAGCAGGCGAAGAGUGGCCGUUCAUGAAGGAGAUUUCGUCCGACGGAGACGUCUCAACCGUGGAUGUCAUCUUCCCCGCCUUCCCCUUCUUCCUGCAUUUGGCUCCCGAAUUCUUCCGCAAGCUGAUGCUGCCUUUGCUCGUCUACUCCGUGAACGGCACUGCGCCGUACGGUAUGGACAUCAAGUACAACUUAUCCUGGGCGCCUCACCACCUCGGCACUUGGCCCGUCUGUGCCUUGCGCGGCGACCAGCAAGAGCAGAUGCCGGUGGAGGAGAGCGGCAACAUGCUCAUUAUGAUCGCUGCCGUGUCCAAGAAGUUGGGAAACCUCGAAUGGUUGAGCAGCUACUGGUCGCUCUUGAAGACCUGGGCCGACUUCCUGGUGGCAUCGUUGCCAGACCCCGGCAACCAACUGUGCACAGACGAUUUCGAG